AAGGAAACGUGAGUGGGCAAAACAUGGUUUCUCUGGAAACAGACUUCUCUUCUGUCCCCCUUCUUCUUCUCAUCCAUUGUCUGGCAUGCGUCCUCAAAAGGAAAAACAUUCGAACCGACACCCUCCGAUUUCUUAAUACUGACCCUUCUACUUCUGCAUCCACGAUGAAUCUACAACCGUAAACCCUAGACCAGCCUGGUGGCCGGGCACACAUCUCUGGAUUUAAGUUGUGUAACCAGACAUUUACGCAACGGUCUGUGUGAUGGCCUGGCUCAUCCAGUGCUGAUCUGAUCUGACCACUAGAACCAACGAUCACCAAAGAUCCAUCCUGAUUAUUUAUUAUCUUGUAAUAAAGGAAAAAUGGAUACCAGCGUUCAGGGUUCCGCCGAGCAUUUCGCGUCUCACGAUUUGAACCCGACCGGCGUGUGCCCCGAAAUGCUGGAAGUGGCAGAAGAAGCAUGCCGCGCAGGGGAUUACGAGCUAGCCGUGGAGAUCUAUUCCUCCCAGCUUGCAGAGCUGAACCAGCCCGAUCGGGGGCUUUGCCUGCGCAAAGCAGACGCGUUAAUACGCGCAGAUCGCAUCGCCGAGGCUCUGGAUUCGUACUGCGUGGCCGCGAACCUGCACCGAUUGCGACCCGACGAGCUGAAGCUGCUCGUGGAGAGCAUCGCGCACACCGUCCGCGUGAAAGUUCUCAACACCGAGACACGACCAGGGGGGAGCGGAGCCGGCGCCGCCGGGGCCACCGGGUCCGAUUUGGAUGAGCCGGAUGGGGACCGUGUGCUGGACAUGUUCUCCUGCCGCGUGUGCUCGUGUUUACUGUCCGACCCGACGACCCUGGAGUGCGGCCACACUUUCUGCAAGCGCUGCCUGGAGGACGUCGCUGAAUGCAAGUCGUGCCGCGCAAACAUAAACAAAUCGUGGCGCACCACCGGCCUCCGAGCCAACGUUAUCCUCACCGGCCUGCUCGACAAGUGGUUCGAGGCGGAAAGUAAAGCGAGGAGGUGCUGGCUCGAAGGGGAAAGUUUGUGGAAGAAGCAGGAGCUCCAGAACGCACUGGAAAAGUACAACCAGGCCGUAGACCUAGUGCCAUUUAUCAGUAGACUGAUAGCCCAGAGAGCAGAGCUGCUCAUGGACAUGAAGGACUUCAACCAAGCUAUCCAGGAUGGAGACAGGUUAUGCCGUCUUCUGACGUCUUCUCCAAAGGCUCACUACAUUAAGGCAAAGGCACUUAGCAGCGCUGGCCGCAGAGAAGAAGCUUUGCAGGAGUACUUCCACUGUCUAGCACUAAAGCCAGACUGGAUAGCUAUCAAAACAGAGGCACAGAAGAUCCUAAGCGAGAUGUUUUCAUCUAUUUUUGAGAACGAUGGUCUGGUCACGCGCCUCCAUCCGCUUCAGGCUACAGGUUCUACUCCUCGCAUCAAGCCUUCAUCCCUCCUCAGCUCUAUUCACCCUCCUACCAACAGAGACGGAACCAGAGCCGGCUGCUCCAAAGACCUUGCGCCAAACGGCGAUCGAGCGGGCAGCUCCAAUUCGGUGUCCUUACACAACCCUGGAAGCAGUGUGUCAGGGUCCAAAAGCCUGGCAGCUGUACUCUCCUCUCUCCCUGGUGUUCCCGGUGGAAAAAGGAAGUGUGUGGGAGACGCCAACACCUUCGAGCCGCCCAGCAAGCUUUUCAAAGCAGAACAAUGCGGUUCCUCCCAGACUCCUCCUGGAAUGAGGACUGUAGCGUGUUCGUUGCUGGACAGUGCGGACAUGGAAUGUUCUCUGUGCAUGAGGUUGUUUUAUGAGCCUGUCGCCACUCCCUGCGGACACACCUUCUGUCUUAAAUGUCUGGAACGCUGCCUGGAUCAUAAUCCUAACUGUCCCCUGUGCAAAGAGAACCUGUCUGAGUAUCUGGCCACGAGAGCCUACAAGAAGACGUUCUUGAUGGAGGAGGUGCUUCAGCGCUACCUGCACGAGGAGCUGGAGGAAAGGAGGAAAGUACAUGAAGAAGAAAUGAAGGAGCUGUCAAAUUUGAACCAGGAAGUUCCCAUCUUUGUGUGCACCAUGGCAUUUCCCACAAUUCCAUGCCCGCUACAUGUCUUCGAGCCACGCUACAGGCUGAUGAUCCGCAGAGCCAUGGAGACGGGAACCAAGCAGUUUGGCAUGUGUAUCUCUGAUGAAGUGAAGGGGUUUGCCGACUACGGUUGCAUGCUAGAAGUACGAGACGUGAAGUUCUUUCCUGACGGCCGCUCUGUGGUCGACACCAUCGGUAUGUCUCGCUUCAAAGUGCUCAGCCACGGUCAGAGAGAUGGCUACAACACGGCCAAGAUCGAAUAUCUGCUGGACAAAAAGGUGGAAGGAGAGGAGUUAACGGAGCUGCUGAAGAUGCACGACUCCGUGUACGAUCAGGCCUCGGCUUGGUUCUCUUCUCUCAAAGACAGCAUGAAAAGCCAGAUCCUCAGUCACUUCGGCCACCUGCCUGCCAAGGAUCCCAACCCACAGGGGAACCCCAGUGGGCCGGCUUGGUGCUGGUGGUUGCUGGCCGUGUUGCCACUGGAAAACAAAGCUCAGCUCACCAUCCUGGCCAUGACGUCCCUGAAAGACCGGCUCGCAGCCAUCCGCCGAGUGCUCGUCUUCGUCACCCGAAAGCGCCCCCGAUGACCUCGGCCUUCCCUCAUCAGCAUCGUCGUCACUGUCGCUUCAGGAGCCGUGAAGACAGGUAGCGAGUCACUGAAGCUGCUCACCACAUUCAGCUCUCAUUUCGGUUGUGUCCGGUCUCUCGUCCAAUCACAGUUCGGCCUUUCUGCACCGGCCGUCGCUCCAUUCGUUUUCAGUUUGAGCUCUGUGUUAACGACAAGGUUGAACGGGUGACUGUUCGCCUUGAGUAGCUAAAUUGGUGAUCUGGGAGGAGAAAGUCCUAUGCUUCGAACCGAAUGCUGUGAACAUUGCACUACUUUGUGCCUCAUUGGCGUGUACGGCUGACCAAACGCAUCAACGGGCUUCCGGUCUUACUGGCAGCCGGUUCUGGUUCAUGAAUCAAUGUUUUCCUUACCUAUAGGUUUUGUAAGCCACACGCUGCACAGAUCGUCAUCGUGGAUGCCAUUGAACACAUUUUUAUGAGUAAAAGAGCCUUCUUGUUCUUCUUCAGAACGUUUAUCAUUUUAGAGUGUUUGAUCAACUGUUAUUGGAAAUGGCAUGAAGUCAUUGUCAUAGAGGAGAACAGAAGGCAUGAGGUGUUAAAAGCCUUUGAAGUUUCAUUAAAACUUUGCAUGAUGCUGUGGUAGAAAGAAGGAAAUAAACAAUAUCCAAAAGGGAACCUGCUACGAUACUCCAACUAGACACAACUAAGCCUUUGGAAAAUGUCUUCUACUGUGUUCUGUGUUCGAUCCGAAGUUAAUUAUAUGUAAUGAGUGCAUUUACAUUCACACUAAUAAUUUCAUGAUUAAAUUUCUGCAUUAUUUAUGGGUACAUUCAGGUACGCCGGCCCAUUAUCAAAUUUCCAGAAAUCCUUCUUCGUUUCCACAAUUGAAUACCUGUCAUUAUUACUGUACUACAAAACGAUGCCUCUGAAACACUGGCCACAAUCCAGGAAGGUGCCAGGCCAUCGCACGCUGAACAUCCCAACAGACGGUGAACGGAGGUCUGAAAAUCUAAAUUACGAACAAUAACAGCAAAUCAUUCCAAUCAAACAUUCAAGCCUGGUUAAUUUUGGUUAGCACUUUGCUAAGAAGCAAGAAAAACAAACUAAGCUAACGAACUAACAUGCAGUUCGAACAGUUCAAUGCCAUUUACAGGUAGCCAAUACACGCUACACACUGUGUAGGUAUGAGAGAGAGAGUUUGACCUUUUUUACCUUACCUUACCAGUAACUAGACCUGUGGAGGUGUCUUGUAUACAUAAUUUGUAGUGGGGUAGUAGAAGAUUUGGAAGGCAAACGGAGCAAGGACGAAGGCAACAAUAUGUGCAAUAUGCAACCAUAAAACCUCAUCAGUAAAUAUUGAGAGGACAGGAACUUGAGCUGUGGUCAGUAACAUUAAGUCACUUGUGCUUCCAAAUAAAAUUAUACACGCAUGCUUAAUUACAUCAUUUUCACGUGGAAACUUGUCGAUUGGAUUCAUGACAAUUUCUUGCUGUUUGUUAAUUGUAUUGUUCAUGUAAACGCACUUGAUUAUAGUUUGUAAUGAAAUCGCGCUGAAGCAAUCCGUCAUUAGAUUUGUUCUGAAAGCUUGCUGUUGCUGGUAUCGGGUCAGCUUUUCUCUUUUGCUUUCUUUAUAUUGUAUUCUAGCAUAGCCCUGACUCUUCGUAUUUUGUCUUUAUAUACUGCAUAUGUAUACAGAAAGUCUCAAAAAUAUGGAAACACCCAUAUAAAAUAAAAACAUUUAGACACAAUACACGGGGGAAGAGGGGAAAACCUCUUAGGCCAUGACACCAACGUGGUGGCCAUCUUGAAUGCCACCAUUUUGGAUCGGUUUUUACAUGGGAAGGUUGGUGUGUGACACAUCAAACUGGUGGAGAAUUUCAAUAGAAACACAAUGGUGUGCUUCAUGACAUAUCUUGGAUUAACACUGUAGGUGUUUCCUUACUUUUCAGACACCCUGUGUUAAUAUAUGUGUUAAACCCCUGACUUAUCACUGUACUCUGUGUACUGGAUCAGAAAUGACACGUUUUUUUAAACUAAGAUGCUGGCACUCUAAUUCAUUCAGUUUAACUUAUUAGCCCCUAUAUAUUCGUUUGCAUUAGUUAUGCAUUUAAGAAGACAGAUUUGGUGAUCUGGUUAUAACAGUAAACAUACUUAAGAACGGUGGCUGCACUACUAUCCAAACAAACAAAUCCAAACAAUUAAAACACAUCUUAACAGAACGUG
Trichomycterus rosablanca is the source of this 4846-nucleotide messenger RNA. It is a transcript of the gene lonrf2, whose product is annotated as LON peptidase N-terminal domain and ring finger 2. The transcript is spliced from 13 exons. Lineage: Eukaryota; Metazoa; Chordata; Actinopteri; Siluriformes; Trichomycteridae. The record is from RefSeq and is a predicted model, not a curated record. Bases 361 to 2643 code for a protein of 760 amino acids. Gene Ontology annotation, molecular function: protein binding; ubiquitin protein ligase activity.